AUGUUGGAAGCGCUCCGAAAGUGCCCGACCAUGUUUGCCGUUACAUCUGAUGGGUCCUCUACUAUGGCCAAGAUGGAUAACUCGGCUCGGCAGCUUGCGCUUUUCGUGGCGACCACUAAUGGUGAGUUUUAUCAAAGCAAUUUUGGUGAAGAGGCUCUAGAGACGAUCAAAUAUCAGCUCGGGAAAGAUGCUGGGUGGGGACUGUUCUUUGACGUACUUCGGAAUGCGUUCAAUGGCAAUUGCGUUAGCAUUCUAGCAAGAUCGGAGGAUACUGCGCACAUUCUUUGUGGCAAAGAGGACUGUAGCGAGAAGAGUGCGCUCUGCUUUCCCAUUCAAAAAACUGAGGAAGAUACCUCGGCGACGAUUCUCAAAUGUUUGGUUGACGCGAAUGCCGUUUACGCAAACCCUAAGGAGGAGAAAAACAAAGUUCAAAAGAUAAUGGAGGAGCUGGAAAAGGCAAAGUUGCAGGUGAGAAUGCUGGAAGAGGAAGUGCGCGUGCUGUGUGAGAACAAUAUUUGGCGUAGAAAGCAGGACACCAAGAAUACUCUUAAGAUUGGAAAAUUAAGAGACAAUAUUUCCCGUUUAUCAAAUCAAAUUAACCCAAAAGCAAAGGAAGUGUCGGAGACAAGUGUCGGAGAAACCUCGGGUCCACAUGCCGAAGACUCGUAUAUACCGGAAAGGAAACUUCUCCGCCUGGUAUUCGAGAAGAAAGAGUGCAAGGAAUACGAUGUGGAACUUCUACGGCUAAUCAAGAGUAGGUGGCCAAAAACUGAAGGAUCGAAGGCUUGCAAUGCUUCAAACUGCUUGAUUGAUCCCUACACUGAGUCAGAACUACCUGAACGUCUUAGUCGAAUGAGCAAAAAACACAAAAUGGUUUGGGAGGCAUUAAACGGGUUGGACGAUUGGGACUACAACGUGUUUGAGCUUCAGGCAGCUAUUGAUGGGGACGAUAUCAAUUGCAAGAAUGAUCAAUCUGGCUGCGGCGCACUAUUUAUAACAAUGUACGCCCUCGUAGUCAAGUAUGGUUUUCUUCGUAAAUUUGAAAUCAACGAGCGAAUUUUUUUAAACUGGCUCAGUGCCGUCGAAGGUGGAUACCAUGCUAAUCCGUAUCAUAACUCGAUGCACGCGGCAGACGUGCUUCAUAUCACACACUAUCUGUUAAGCAAAGGCGGUCUGGCGGAGCUAUGCAAGUUGAACGACAGGCAAGUGCUUGCAGCCCUUUUUGCGGCGGCUAUUCACGAUUACAAUCACCCCGGCAUUAACAACAACUUUAGUAUACUGACGCAAACGUACAACGCCACGCUUUACAAUGAUCGUAGUGUGCUGGAAAAUAUGCACGUUGCUAGCGUAUUUGAGUUAAUGAGAAAUCCGGCGCUAAAUAUUUUGGCGUGCUUUUCUGAGGAACACUGGCGAGAUUUCCGAAAUACCGUUAUCGACAUGGUAUUGGCCACUGACAUGUCUUUGCACGAGAAGUACAUGACGCAAUUUAAGCGUCGUUUAAGCGAGAAGCGGCCUUUUACGGAGGAUUGUGAUCAGAACCUCGCAUUGGCGAUGGCACUAAAGCUGGCUGAUAUUUCGAAUUGUUGUCGUCCACUUCCGUUAUACCUUAAAUGGAGCGAGAGGGUGUCCGACGAGUUCUACACGCAAGGUGACCGGGAGCGAUCCCUGGGUAUGUCAUGUAGUCCGUUCAUGGACCGCCAAACCCCUAUGAUUGCUGAGGGACAGACGUCGUUCAUAAACUAUAUCUUCAUUCCCUUCCUCGAAGUGAUGGCCGAGUUUCUACCCAGUAUGGGAUUCACAUUGGGUUUAGCGGCAGUUUGCAAAUCCCACCGCCUGGUGGGUAACACUGGACAGGGAACCUAG
Molecule: messenger RNA, 1863 nt
Organism: Trypanosoma brucei brucei TREU927
Lineage: Eukaryota; Euglenozoa; Kinetoplastea; Trypanosomatida; Trypanosomatidae
Product: 3' 5'-cyclic nucleotide phosphodiesterase
Exons: 1
Coding region: 1-1863 (620 amino acids)
Biological process (GO): signal transduction
Molecular function (GO): 3',5'-cyclic-nucleotide phosphodiesterase activity
Source: RefSeq, a predicted model, not a curated record